This is a messenger RNA of Talpa occidentalis (Iberian mole), 1005 nucleotides long. RefSeq names its product platelet-activating factor receptor-like. The record is from RefSeq and is a predicted model, not a curated record. Gene Ontology annotation, cellular component: membrane. Gene Ontology annotation, molecular function: G protein-coupled receptor activity. The transcript has a single exon. Gene Ontology annotation, biological process: positive regulation of Rho protein signal transduction; phospholipase C-activating G protein-coupled receptor signaling pathway. The coding region runs from base 1 to 1005 and encodes 334 amino acids. NCBI's taxonomy places the organism in Eukaryota, Metazoa, Chordata, Mammalia, Eulipotyphla, Talpidae.
AUGAACAGCAGUGUUGAGGAUCUGGGUGUUGGCGGCUGCAGCCCAUGGGAUGACCCUGCCCGCUUCAUCGUGGUCCCGACAGCCUACACCCUGGCGCUGGGCCUGGGGCUGCCCGCCAACGUGGCUGCCCUGGCAGUGUUUGUCCGCAGCGGCAGGCGCCUGGGUCAGGCCCUGCGUCUCUACCUGCUCAACCUGGCUCUGGCUGACGUGCUCUUCACGCUCACGCUGCCUCUGUGGCUCACCUAUUACCUCGGUCGGGCCCACUGGCCCUUUCCGGAGGCCGCCUGCCGUGCGGCUGGGGCAGCCUACUAUGUGUCCACCUACGCGGCGGUGGCCUUCGCGGUGCUCAUCAGCGUGUGCCGCUGCGGCUCGGUGCAUCAGCCGGGGCUGCGGGCGACCACCCGCCUCGGGCUGAGCCGCCCGGGCCCUGCGCGUGCUGCCUGCGCGGCCGCCUGGCUGGCCUGCCUGGCCUGCGCGGUGCCCUCGCUGGCCGCGCCGCACGCCUUGCGCCCUGGCCCGGGCGGCGCCGCUCGCUGCCUGGAGCACGGCUGGGCGCGCGCAGGCCUGGCCUAUGCCACCGUGGCCUUCUUCUUGGCCGCCUUCUUGCUGGUGCUCGCGGCCUACGUGAACCUGGCACGGGCGCUCGCCCCGCCCUCCGGCCCUGGCUCAGCCCCAGUGGGCCCGCACAGGCGCGCGGCCAGAACCAUGGUGUUGGGGCUCCUGCUGGUCUUCGCCCUCUGCUUGGCACCCUACCACCUGUUGCUGGCGCCCUGGGUGGCCGGACAGCAGAGCGCCACGGGCGGCGACGGCGGCGGAUGUCGUGCGGGCUCUACGCUCGACAUCUUGCACACCCUCAGCCUGGCGCUGCUGAGCCUCAACAGCUGCCUGGACCCGCUCAUCUACUGCUUCUCAGUGCGCCGUUUCCGCCAGGACUGCUGGGCGCUGAGCUGCCGCCCGGGGAUCGGGGAACCCCGGGCACAUGGGUCCUCCUUGGCCUCCUCUUAG